AUGUGGGCCAGCAGUAGCACGGCGAGUGGUUCCUCGGCUUCGGCUGUGCCGCCGGUGGUCGGGCUGACAACGAAUGUUGGGGGCAAGCCGGUGACACGGGUAUUCGGGCAGCCUCUGGACCCCGAGAGCGGCAACGCUCCUGGCGCCCUCCUCAAGCUCAUCCAAUACCUCCAGAAACGAGGCAAGAAUACGCCGGGUUUGUACCGAAAGCCCGUCGAGGAAAUAGCUAAGGAAGUGGAUGCUCUGCGCAAGGGCGUCAUGCUGGAGAAAGACCACCUCCAGGUGGCUUCGUACACUAACAGCCCAUCCACGGCUGCCGAGGUGAUGAGGCAGUUGCUGGCUGCACUGCCAGACCCGCUGCUCACGUGCGAUCUCUACGACAGCUUCUUGAUUGCGCUUAAGCUUGAGGAUCGGCUAGACUAUUGGCGGCUGUUGCUGGCUGCACUCCCUCCCGGUUUCAAGGCCACCACCGAGAAAACGCUCUCGCUACUUCACUUGCUGCACACCCACUCCACCGGGCAGUUUCCUGCCAAUGGCAACUACGCACAAAACCUGGGACCCAUUUUCGCACCCGUUUUCCUCCGGCCGCGCGCGUUGGGUCCUCACAUGGCCCACGAUGCCAAACUAGCAGCAGACGUGACUCAGAAUCUCAUCGAACACAUGCCUUCGCUGUUUGACGCAGAAGAGCACGCCCGUAUUGACACCAAUGAAGUUAGCAACACUACCACACAGCCUGUAUUCCUCCACACCCUCCGCGGGUCCACUGCACCCGCUCAGUAA
Molecule: messenger RNA, 780 nt
Organism: Acanthamoeba castellanii str. Neff
Lineage: Eukaryota; Discosea; Longamoebia; Acanthamoebidae
Product: RhoGAP domain containing protein
Exons: 6
Coding region: 1-780 (259 amino acids)
Biological process (GO): activation of GTPase activity; signal transduction
Molecular function (GO): GTPase activator activity
Source: RefSeq, a predicted model, not a curated record